This is a messenger RNA of Sporothrix brasiliensis 5110, 1215 nucleotides long. RefSeq lists its product as uncharacterized. The transcript has a single exon. Lineage: Eukaryota; Fungi; Ascomycota; Sordariomycetes; Ophiostomatales; Ophiostomataceae. The record is from RefSeq and is a predicted model, not a curated record. The coding region runs from base 1 to 1215 and encodes 404 amino acids.
AUGGACCGGCUGCGUCCCUCGCUCAUGUCCGCGUGGCAUACGCUGCAGGACCGCGUCCGCCAGCUGCGGCGCAACCGCCGCGACCACCUUGUGCACCAUGUCGGCUUGGCGUACCUUCUGGUCGUCCCCGUCCUCCUCGCCGUCGCGACCGCCCUCGUCCUCUUUGUCCACUCCGACGUCAACGUCGCCAUGCUUUUUUCGCAGUGCCACGCGCGGGCCCGUCUACCGGGCCUCUCACGCAUCCCGCUGCUGGGCACGCCAUCCUGUUUUCUCGUCAGCUUCUUCCAGGAGGCGCUCGCCCGCAGCUCGACGCGCGCGUUUGCGUCCAUGAGCGCCGUGCUCUCGUUCAUCGGGUCGCUGCUCACCGUCAGCACGGUCGAGGCGGCGCGCAUCUGCAACGGGCCGAGCGUGCUGAUUGCCUACCCGACGGGGCCCUGGCUGGUGUUCAACCUCGUGGGCGGCGCCAUGGUGUGGGAGCUGCUCAUCACCCCGGCCUUUUUCCGCCGGUCCAAGGAGAUGCUGCGGGCCCACGACGCGGGCCACGACGCGGGCCACGACGGCGACGGCGACAGCGCCGCCAAUCCCAAUACGGGCCGCGACAAGCGCCACCUGGCCGUCGUGUCCGAAGUCGUGGCCAUCCCCGUGGCCGUCGCGCUCGGGUUUGUCGUGCCGUCGCUCGCCAUGCUCGUGACCGACCACCCCGUCGCCAUCGCCGUGUGGCUCUUCUUCCCCGUCUACGUCUCGCUCAUCCGCCAGGGCGUGCGUUUUGUGAUCCAAUCGGCGGGCCAGCACCGCCCCGGCCGCACGCUGCACCUCGAGUCGCACACCCCCGCGCUGCUGGCGGUCUACGCUGUGCCGCUGCUGUGCUCGGUGCUCUCCCACGGGCUCGUCCUGUGGCUUCUUGUGACGGGCCGGCCCGACGACCGCCAGGAGAUGACGCGCUCGACGCUGCGGUUUAUUGAAAUCGACGUCGUCUUCAUCGUGCUGACGGUCCUGUACUGGAUCCUGGUGGAGGCGGGCUGGCGUGUGGUUGCGGUGGUGCUGGGCGCGUCGGUGGUGCUGGGCCCCGGUGCCGGCCUGUGCAUUGGCUGGAUCUACCGGGAGCACCAGCUCGGGUUUGUCGACGACGAUGAUCACCACAGCGUCGAGGGCGACGGCGGCGGCGGCCACGACGGUGCAGGCGCUGCUGGGGAGCAGACACCUUUGCUUCGGUGA